GCCUACUGCGCACGCGCCGCUUCCACGCGGUUCCGGGUUCCCUGUUCUGGCUCCCGGGUCGCUUCUGUAGGUCUGUCUGGACUCGCUGUGCAGGGCCUGGCCCCCGGCCAUUGCUAGUGGCCCUUGAUCCCCCCCCCCCCAGGAAGGGGGUCGAGUCGAUAUCGGAGACCUGGGGUGGUGAGGCCAGGGGCGGGGCCGGGCCUGGGCCGGGGGCGGGACCCGAACCCUGAUCGCGCCCCGACCGAGCCCAGCGGGCCUGCGGCUCCGAGAUGACCCAGUCCCUGGUCUGUGCGGAGACGGUGAGCAGGGUGAGUUCGGUGCUGCAUCGCAACACCCGGCAGUUUGGGAAGAAACACCUGUUCGACCAGGACGAGGAGACCUGCUGGAACUCCGACCAGGGCCCCUCCCAGUGGGUGGUGCUGGAGUUCCCACAGCGCGUGCGCGUCUCCCAGCUGCAGAUCCAGUUCCAGGGGGGCUUCUCGAGUCGCCGGGGCCGCCUGGAAGGGUCCCAGGGGGCCGAGGCUCUGAGCAAGAUUGUGGACUUUUACCCCGAGGACAACAACUCGCUCCAGAGCUUCCUGGUGCCGGCCACCGAGGCGGACCGGCUGAAGGUGACCUUUGAGGAGGCCACGGACUUUUUUGGCCGUGUGGUCAUCUACCACCUGCGGGUGCUGGGGGAGAAGGCGGUGUGAGAACUCGGGGGUGGCCGCCUCCUCCGGGAAGCCCUCGAGGAAACACGGCCCAAGCUGAACUCUGCGGAGAAGGUUUAUUGGUUCCUCUCAGGAAGGGGUACCCCCUCCCCGGCUCCCCUCCCGCCGCGGCCUGUCCAGGAGCUGCCUUUGGAGCCGACCAGUUGCGGGGUGUCCCGGCCCUGCCCGGCUGUCUGUUCCCUGAGUGUCUGGGUGCCCGGCGCUGGUCUUCACUCGGGGUCGGCGGGCACCAGGUCGCUGUGGAAGAGUUUCAGGAUGUGGUUCUCUAUCACCUGUUGCACUGCGGGGUGGGCGGGGAGAGGGGGCUGUGAGCUGGGACACGCCGCCUUGGGGGGCCGGCCCAGGGGAGGCCGCGCUGGGGGGCUCCACCCCCGGAAGCCGCAGCUUUUUAAAAGACUUUUUCUAAAGAGUAUCUCUUGGGGCUGGCGCUGUGGCGCAGCAGGUUAAGCCGCCAUCCCAUGGGGGCGCCGGUUUGAGUCCUGGCUGCUCCACUUCCAACCCAGCUCCCUGCGCAUGCGCCUGGGAGGCAGCAGCGAUGGCCCCGCCCACGUGGGGAUCCCCUCCCGGAUGGAGCUCUGGGCUCCUGGCUUCAGCCCCGCCCAGCCCUGGCUGUUGCGGGCAUUUGGGUAGUGACCCAGCGGAUGGAAGGUCUGCCUUUCAAAUAAAUGAAAUAAAUCUUUGAAAAAAACCCAA
Oryctolagus cuniculus (rabbit) is the source of this 1403-nucleotide messenger RNA. The record is from RefSeq and is a predicted model, not a curated record. Lineage: Eukaryota; Metazoa; Chordata; Mammalia; Lagomorpha; Leporidae.